Messenger RNA from Colletotrichum spaethianum, 2166 nucleotides. RefSeq lists its product as uncharacterized. Lineage: Eukaryota; Fungi; Ascomycota; Sordariomycetes; Glomerellales; Glomerellaceae. Bases 1 to 2166 code for a protein of 721 amino acids. The transcript is spliced from 3 exons. The record is from RefSeq and is a predicted model, not a curated record.
AUGUCCAGAUACAGCGGAGUUCGCCGCCAGGAUUUCCCCCCUUUGUCGAGCCGCGAGAACAAGUACACCCCUCCUGCGAAACGAGCACCCUCUUCGAACACAACUGUGGUUGGAGCCCCCAUUGACCCUGCGAUCAUCUCAUCGCAACUGAGAGCACCUGUGAAAAAGCAAACCACCGCGAAGCCGGAAGACGCCAAGCUCCUGAGCCAGCUGAUCAACAAGGGUAGCACUGUCCAGUCUGCUGAGACGCCCAAGGCUGCUGACCCGAAGCCCGCCGCUAAGCCUGCUCCCAAGCAAGAGUCGACCAAACAGGCCGAGGCCAAGCCGUCAGAGACGAAGACAGCCACCGCGAAGACCAGUGAAGCCAAAUCUACCGACAACUCGACCACCGCGGCUCGUCCCUCUGCAGCUACGAGCCGAACCAUCUCUCCUCAGGUCAAAGAGGGCGCGCCAAGCGCAGCUUCGACUGUGGAACGCGAUGUUCUCAACUCCUUCAAGACUUUUGCCAGCCAACAGCGGCAGAACGCUGAAAAAGUUCGGAGCAGUAAGGCAAAGGCUGACAAGGAAGUCAAACUGACAGAAUUGAAGAAGUUUGCCGACACCUUCAAGCUGUCGACCCCAGUCCCUACUGACCUGAUUUCCAUUAUCGCCAAGGAUCCUGACAAACAAAAGGAGAUCCAGGCCAAGGCUCUCCAGAAUGCGGAAGAAGUUGCUCGCUCAAAGACAACCCCCACUAUGAAGGGCAAGGAAAGUCCCUCAAAGGAAGGCGCAGCAAAACCUUCUGCGGAUGCUCCCGCAACACAAGCUCCCGCUGAGACUAGGAACGCUGCCCGCACAGCGCCUGCGCAACAGACGAUAUCUCCCUCCAACGUUCCGAACCGCCAUCCCAAUGCUCGCCAGUCCUACGCCAGUCCUCAGUACCAUACCCAAGCAUACAGGAACGACAGAUCUGGUCCGCACAUGGCUCAGCAGAAUCGUCAGCCUUUAGCGCAACGCUUGCGUAAUGUGGAGCAACAGAAGAUGUCGCAGCCACCUAACCAGCAUGUUGGUGGCCAGGAUAUGCGCAUGCCGCCAACAGGCCCCGCGAACAACACGGAAGCAUUCCGGCGCGCUGGCGGUCGGAACUGGGACGAUAACGAUGGGUUGAGGCCCUCGUAUGACACCCCGCCGACCUGGAGAGCGCCUUCGGACAAUGAGAAGCCCGACUCUACAAUGCUGAUCACUUCCAAGGAGUUCUUGGAGCGUCAGUCAUUCGCCGCGUCGACAAUUGCGACGCCGAACCACACGCACGUUGUGCCCAGUGCCCACCAGCAUCAGCUUCCGUUCCAUCUGCAGCAGCCUGCCCACGGCAUGGGCCCGCGGCAGUCGCCACAUAUGCCGCCCAUGCCCAUACAGAACCAGCAUGGCCACGUCCCUCAUACGCCGUACCAGAACAUGGACGACCACCGGAUGAUGCACUCAAACUCGGCACAGUCGUUUGCCUCGCCUCGGAUGGCCCAGGUCCCAAUCACUUACACGCCGGCAAUGAGCUCGGCUGGUCAGGUUCCUUACAGCCAGCCGAUGAUGCAGCCUUUUGUCGGACCAGGCACACCACAAAUGGGUGGUUACCGGAACUUUUCCAACAACCACCAAUACAUGCCGCAGCAGCCUGGUGGCCCUAUGGGAGCACCGAUGAUGCCUCAGUUCAUGAAUCCACAGGGUAUGGUUCCAGCUCCUGGGCAAAUGCCCAUGUACGCUGGAAAUCACACUCAAUUCAUGCCUCCGAACGGCGCACCACCUCAGCCCAUUCCUGGAGCCAACGGCUACCCCAGCCCGGGACGCCCGUCAGCACCCAUGAUGGUUCACCAAGGCUCCCAGCAGGGCCAGCCGGUAUAUGGCAUGAGCCCCAACGUGCAAUACCAGCAGCCUGCGUUCACCCCGCAGCAGCCCGGCGGUCAGGCCCUGGUCCUCAGCACUUCGGAACAAGCCCCUCGCAAAUGCACCAGUACGGGGCGCAGCAUCGUAGUGGGAGCAACAGUUACGGAGCCAAGCCGUUCAACAACCACGGGCAGCAUCAAGGUCCUCAACAAGUUCCUCCGGUACCUGCCGGUGGUCCUGCUCGCGCUCCUGACGGCUCCGAGGAAGCCAAAUGAGGAGCAUGUCGACAUGGCCGAGGCAUACCGAUAG